CUACACGUGUGUUGUUCUCACUAUCCAUAAUUAUUCAUUGCUCUCAAAAUGGCUGAGAUUAUUUUAGAUGGUCGAAACAUUUCAGAGCUUAAAGUCACCGAGCUAAAGGAUGAACUGGAAAAGAGAAGACUUCCCAAGAAAGGCGUCAAGACCGUCCUUUUGAACAGAUUACGAGCCAGUAUCCUCAAAGAGCUGGAGACUGUUCCUGAUCCUGAGGAGGCGGACCUGGAAGGGGAGGAUGAGUGUAGUGUAGACCAGAGCGAGGAGGUCACUGUGACUGAGGCUCCACCUACAGACACAGCAGACACAGUAGAGGAGGAGAUGAGUGGAGACCCACCGUCCGCUACUAGUGUACCCCCAGAACCAGCCAAUCAGAUCAUAGACACACCCGUUAGUGGUGACUCGUUGGACACAUCACAUGACGAGCAACUCUUCAUCCCAUUGGACGACACUAGUCAACGUAGAGAGAGUGUAACCUUUGACUCGAGCUAUCAGCCAGAGGGGGAGGAACUAUUGUACGAAGGGGACGUGGAGGAGGCUGCAAACGAAGAAACAGAGGCUGUAAAAGCCGAGACCGAGGAGGCAGCAAAAGAAGACACUGAAGCUACUAAUAACGAAUCUUUAGAUGUGGAGACAGCAAAUGAAGAAUCUGAAGCAACGGUUGUCACGGACGAUGUGAUGGUAGUAAGCGAAGACGCUAGCGGACUCAAACCAGAGGAGGCAACAAAGGAAGAGAGCAAAGAGGAGGCAACAAAAGAAGAUAGCAAAGAGCCGCCUCGGGAAGAUAUUGUCCAGUUGCACGACACAAGUAUGGAGAUUGAGUUUGACAAGAAACAACAGAGUACCACCAGUAACAACUGCCACCUCUGGGUGAAAGGUCUCUCCUCCACUGUGCGAGCCAAGGACUUGCAGACACUGUUCACUCCAUAUGGAAAGGUUGUCACAGCUAAAGUGGUUGCUAAGGCACAAUCCAGAAGUGAGCGGUUUGGUUAUGUUACCAUGGCUACAGCGGAUGAGGCUCAGAAGAGCAUAGCAACGCUUAAUGGCACGGAGAUCAAAGGUCGAACCAUAUAUGUUGAGUUGGCGACCACGCCCCCUCCAAUCAGCGGCCCCUCCCCCAAAGCCCCACCCCCUGGUACACCCACUGACAACAAGCCUAAGCCUAAGCUCGUUAAGAAGACAGAGGUCAAACCAGCGACAAUAGCGUCAAGGAAAUCCCUCGACUCUACUAUUAAUAAUCGCAAGGUCUCCCCCAUCAGGACUCUUAGUCGUAGCGCUGAGCGGGGGAGAGGACGGUCACCACGGCGAUCACCUCCCAUGCAGAGACGGUCACCACGGCAAUCACCUCCAAUGCCAAGGCGGUUGCCACGGCGAUCACCUCCAAUGUCACGCAGAUCACCACGACGAUCACCUCCAAUGAUGCGACGGUCACCACGGCGAUCACCACCCCCUCGAAGGUUCAGGAGUCCAUCACCUUGUUUCAGGGAACCAGUGCGUAAUAGAUUAGGUCCAAGAGUGCACAUGUCAGACGAGCGUGGACGUGAGGUUGCUAUGAGACGCGAUGUAGACAGAGGACACAGAAUGAGAGAGGAACAGGAACGACAGGAGCAUCGACUUGCUGCUCAAGAGGCCAUGAGACAUGCAGAGAGCUUGAGGGCGUGUGCACGUGAACAACAAGAGAUGUCUCGUAGAAUGGCUGAAAUACAAGAGAGAGAAGCAAGGGAUCGUGAUGCGAGGGAAAGAGCGUUCAGAGAACGUGAGAGAGAGUUGAGGGAGAGAGAAGGCAGGGAGAGACAGAGAAGAGAGGCACUAGAGAAGCAACUCCAUGAUACAGAGAUACGAGUGAGAGAGAGAGAGAGGAAGAUGAAGGAGGCUUAUGAGCGUGACAUGGAAGCAAAGGCUGCCAGAGAAGCUGAGGCCAGGGAAUCAGAGGCUAGGAUGAUUAGUGAGCGACAGAGAGCUUUGCGUGAGAGAGAAAAGCGUCUCAAGGAUGAAGCCGAUCGUAUUGAAGCUGCUAGGAGGUUACAACGUGAGGAGGCAACUCGUCUUCAGAGAGAAAGACAACAAAUGGCCUCAGCUGCAGUGGAGAGAGAACGGAAGAUUAUGGAGGAGAAAAAACGCAAGCAAGAAGAGGAGAAGCAACGAUCGAGUGCACGUACCUCACAACCAACCAAUCAGAGAGCUCCUCCCCCUAGCAACAGGGCCCCUCCUCCUAGCAACAGAGCCUCUGUCCCCUCCUUUAGACUAGGCAAGCGUGGAUUUAACGAUGGCAGUAGUUAUGAUGGUGGGGGGUCCAAGCGCCCUGCUCUUGAGGGUUAUCCUAGUGGGGGGUCUCCAUCAAAUGUUUUCGGACGUUUAGACCCCCUACCCAAGCCUGGUAACCAAGGAGAUUAUCGUCGUGGCAAUGAGGGAUUUGAGAGACGUGGUGGCUUCAGUCAUGGAGGUGGUCGCUAUAGCAACGACAGAGGGAAUUCCCCCUAUCAGCUGGCGUCUAGUGGGUCUGGCCCUUCUCUACACUCCACUCCUGCGUCUAUGUACAGCUCUGCUCUGAUGGGCGGUGGACGCAAGGCUAAUGAUGGCGUAUCAUUAGCAGGGGUCACUCCAGAGGUCAUGUCCGCUGCUGCUCAAGUACUACAGAACAUCAAUAAACAAGUUGGACUGACGAACCUCCCACUACCCAACAGAAGCUCCCCACAAGUCAAUAUGGCCACUCAACUACAGCAGAUAGCAGCAGCUCAGAGGAUGGCACCAGCAAGCUUUGAGGGCAGUCCCUACGCUCAGUUUGGAUAUCCUCCUCCCGGGAAGAAACUGCCGCCAGAGGGAGAGAGGUACAAUCGACGAAUGGGACGCUCCUCUGGUCACCAUGACAACAUGUCACAUGAUCUCUUCAAGAAUCCACGAAUGUGAACAUUAAUCGUAUAAUAAUCUAAUUAACUGUUGAUGCAUGCAGUAGUGUUGAUAAGUGUAUUAAUAACAAUCUUCUUUGUAACUUUGUUAAUAACAUUCUUGCCAACUAUAAUUAUUUUGAUGAA
Halichondria panicea is the source of this 3032-nucleotide messenger RNA. RefSeq names its product scaffold attachment factor B2-like. Gene Ontology annotation, molecular function: sequence-specific DNA binding; RNA binding. The record is from RefSeq and is a predicted model, not a curated record. NCBI's taxonomy places the organism in Eukaryota, Metazoa, Porifera, Demospongiae, Suberitida, Halichondriidae. The coding region runs from base 49 to 2907 and encodes 952 amino acids. Gene Ontology annotation, biological process: regulation of transcription by RNA polymerase II; regulation of mRNA processing. The transcript is spliced from 12 exons. Gene Ontology annotation, cellular component: nucleus.